CCGGUGUGAGGGAAGCUCCAGCUCCCUCCAACCACACAGCUGCUGGAACACAUGCCGUGUCUCCGUGGAAUUUAUUUCUGAAUUCAAUUUUUAUUAUUGUUUUAUUUCAUAUCUACAGCUUCUUCUUCUUCUUCUUCUUCUUCUGGGACAAAAACCUGUUGUCAUGCAGGGAUGAGUGUGUAGGAGCAAGAACAAUAAUUUUGGUGCAAGUGCGUACUCUAAGAACUGGUGUACAAGUGCAAAAGGCUGCACACUCAUACAGAGGUUAAUUAUCCUCGUCAACAUCACCAUUAUCAUCAUCAUCAUCAUCAUCAUCCUCAUCUCAGUUCCAUCCCACCAUGCGCUCUCAGUACCAGCUUGCCCUCUUCUUCAUCCUGCUUUGCCCCGUCAACAUCAUCGGCAUGUGGUGGGCAGUGGGCAGUCCCCUGAUCAUGGAUCCUAACAGUAUCUGCAGGAAGACGAAGCGUUUGGGCAGUAAGCAGGCUGAUCUGUGUCAGAACCAUCCGGAAAUCGUGACAGAAGUGGUGAAAGGAGCGAAGCUCGGAGUGAGAGAGUGCCAGUACCAAUUCCGCUUCCGACGCUGGAACUGCACCAGCCACAACAAGUACUUCGAAAUCCUACAACAGGAUAUCCGGGAGACAGCCUUCAUGUAUGCCAUUACCGCAGCUGGAGUGACUCAUGCAGUAACUCAGGCCUGUAGCAUGGGGGAGCUGCUGCAGUGUGGCUGUGAGGCUCCUCCCCCUCGACGAGCUGAAGCUCCACCCAUCGUUGAUGGGGCGUGGGAUGGCGGCGGCGCGUGGGAGUGGGGCGGUUGUGGAGAUGAUGUGGAGUUUGGCUACGAGAAAUCCAAACAGUUUAUGGAUGCCAAGCGCAGGAAGGGGAAGAGUGACAUCCGCACUCUCAUCGACCUGCACAACAACGAGGCCGGACGCCUGGCAGUAAAGAACUACAUGAGGACUGAAUGCAAAUGCCAUGGGCUUUCGGGUUCCUGCACGCUGCGCACCUGCUGGAAGAAGUUGCCCCGGUUCCGGGAAGUGGGCAAUCGUCUUUUAGAGCGCUUCAAUGGCGCAUCAAAGGUUAUGGGAGGCAACGAUGGAAAGACGCUGAUCCCUGUCGGACAGAACAUUAAAGCUCCAGAUAAACAAGAUCUGAUCUAUUCAGCUGAGUCACCUGACUUUUGUCUUCCAAACAGGAAGACUGGUUCUCCAGGAACCAGAGGGAGAACCUGCAACAGUACAGCCUUGGACGUAAGUGGCUGUGACCUGCUGUGCUGUGAGCGAGGAUAUAAAGAGGAGGUUGUGAUUUUGGAGGAGAACUGCCUCUGUCGGUUCCACUGGUGUUGCGUGGUCCAGUGUAAAAAGUGUUCAGUGCGCAAGGAACUCAGCCUCUGUCACUAAGUUCUAACCUGGUGGGCUAAUGAUUGUUCUCUUGGUGUUUGCAUUCCCUCACCACUCCACUUGUCUGCUGAAGGACCGAAUCACUGAUUUCAGAACAUUUGACUGUCUUUCUAUAAAGAUCAACUUCUCUCCUGAUGUAGUUCCAGAGUGGAAUUAUAACAUGAGCAGUUCUGGAAUUAAGGGCAUGAAAUGUUCCAGAAGAUAAUUUAAUCCUUAAUAAAGGUUCCUUAAAAGCAAGGAUUCUAACACAUUGGAUUAAAAGCUGUCUGGAUAAGUUCCAUUUUAAUAACUAAUCCAUUGGAGAAUCUAGAACACUUAUGACACACAUCACAUCCAGAUGUUUCUGCUUAAAUUCUUGACUUACAUUUCAAACAUUCUACAUGCGCUGAUGGAGAUUUUCCACAUUGACUCAGAUCUGGAAGAUACUUUGAAUGCUGACUCAUAUUUUUAUGAACAUGAUUUUUUAAAUUACUUUUACAAAGAUCUCUGCCGUGGAAUGUUGAAGUUCCAAUUUGUUGCUGGUGAAAGAUCUGGACUGCUUUGUCAAAGAACUCCUAGAAUUCUGAACAAAGAGCACUGACAUGAUGUUCCACACAUUGGUUGACUUGCAAAAUCUAAAAUGCAUGAUCUGAAAAGGUUCUAGAGUACUCACUUAUCUAAUGAUAGAUUUGAUAAAAGUGAAGAAUCCAGAAAAUGAACUGACUGCAGAAGACAAAAAAUCGAGUCUGUUCAUGAAGUUCUAGAUACAUUUAAAAAAAUCUUAAGUUCUAAAACAUGGACUCAACUAAUGGAAUAUUACCAACCUGAUUUUUCUACUCAUCAUUAUUUUCAUACUGUUCUCCGAGUUUAAUUCACCAGAUGGAGAAUGUUCACUGCUGACUGAUAUUCCAAGUGAAAAUAUUGCAACCUGUUUUCUUUAAAUUCUAGAUCACCGAUUUUCAUUCAGAGCCUCAUAUUUUCUAGAUUGUUCAGAAAGAGGAGGUCAAAGAUACUUUAAAUUGAAUGUGUCAUGGUUCUCAUAAGAAAGAAACUCUGAACUGGAACUCAGAGUGAUCAGUGAUGAUGCAGAAUGUAGAUUUGGUUCUACCAGGCAAUGAACAUUCUCAGAUGUUCCAUCACGCACGUUCUAAUGGAUCAAAAACUCAGAGACUCUGUGAAAAAAUCUGGUGUUGCAGUAUAAAGAAUUCACAGCGUUAAAAAGACAAAGACUUCUAUUUAUACCCGAUGACAUGGCGACUACUAACAGAAUGUGAGGCGUCUGGAACAUCCAAAGCACUUUGAAUAUGAGAACUAUGCACAUUGUACACUUGUGUUAAAAUGUUUAUAUAUAAAUGGCUCUACGUAAA
Silurus meridionalis is the source of this 2743-nucleotide messenger RNA. It is a transcript of the gene wnt6b, whose product is annotated as wingless-type MMTV integration site family, member 6b. NCBI's taxonomy places the organism in Eukaryota, Metazoa, Chordata, Actinopteri, Siluriformes, Siluridae. Gene Ontology annotation, cellular component: extracellular region. Gene Ontology annotation, molecular function: frizzled binding; cytokine activity. Gene Ontology annotation, biological process: cell fate commitment; canonical Wnt signaling pathway; neuron differentiation. The record is from RefSeq and is a predicted model, not a curated record.